GCGGCAGCUGGUCCCUUGAUAAGAGGAGCUGGAGACGGGCAGCAGCAGCCACUGCCACUGAGGAGCCGGCCCAGCUUCAGAGAGGAAGCGCUUCCUUCCCAUCCCUUGCCUUCUCAUCUCAGCACCUGCACUGCCUGAAAUCCACACACCUGCUCUCCUUUGAUGAUGUCUACUGAGCAAAUGCAGCCUCUGGAGCUCUCAGAAGACAGACUGGACAAGCUAGACCCUCGCUGCGGCCACUUAGAUGAUCUUUCAGACCAGUUUAUUAAGGAUUGUGAUCUCAAAAAGAAGCCUAUAAAGGGGAAAAAUGUACAAGUUACCCUGAAUGUUGAGUCAGACCAGAAAAAACCAAGGAGAAAAGACACACCAGCCCUGCAUGUUCCACCUUUCAUACCAGACGUCCUUUCAGAACAUUUAAUUACAAGAUACGAUGUCCAAGACAUACAACCAAAGGGCAAAAUGAGUCCAGUUCUUCAUAACACUGACCUGGAACAGAAAAAGCCAAGGAGAAAAGACACACCUGCCCUGCAUGUGUCCCCCUUUGCAGCAGGUGUGACACUGCUCAGGGACGAGAGACCCAAAGUGAUCAUGGAAGAUGAUGAGAAAGAUGGUGACAAGAUAGCUAUUUAAAGAUAUUUCCCCUGAGACCACUUGUAAAUAGGAAGAAGAGGUUGCAAGAGAGACUUGAGAAUUGUCAUGUUUGUUUUUAACUCACAGAGAUUUUAAAAUGUUUCAACCAACCAUUAAUAUUUAAUAAUCCAAUCAGGAGAAUUUACAUAAAAUCCUAGAUUUCCAGAUUCUCUUGAAAAAACACCUCAAGAUCUGGCCACCUGAGCCUGAUUUAGAAGCACAGUGACUGUCAGUGGGUGCUAAGCACCAGUCCUUUUAGGAGAAAAUACAUUCUCCAGCUCACCAUCUGCCCCACCACAUGUAUUUCUCCCUCUGACUUCACCCUCCAGCCUUCACAUUUGAGUCUGGAACCCCUGGUGAUGAUCCCUACUUUGAGUCCCUAAGGAUCUCUCCCUCUUUGAUCCCAGUAGUCACUCCACUUUCACAGCUUUGGGAGGAGGGGAAUAAAAUUGCAGCCAGGAUGCUAGUUGAAGCAUAAGUGGUGAAACAAGCCACCAUAACAUCUUUCAAAAGCAACAUGCAAUUACAGGUAUUAGAUAAAUAGGAUUACAUCAGCACCAGGGGAUUCUUAGUAAGAAAACACAGAUGAACUAUCAUCCUGUCAGCUUCUCUGUACAUGCCUGGCAUACCUGAAGCCAUGCCCACAGGGUGUGCUCAAUAAACUUGCAGGUGCUCAGAAAAGCCCUCCUCAUUUCUGACUUCCUGGAAUGGGGUGGAAAGUAGACUGGCAAUUGUAGAGACAAAGGCCUUGAGUUCUUGCCCUGAAUGUGCAACAUUGAGCAAGACCUUAGAAUUCUCUGAGUCUGUCUCUGUAUCUUGAAAAUGAAGGCAAUAAUCCCCACUUUACCUUCACAGUCUGAGAAUUACAUAAGGUAUUAAUAACAAAUGGCAAAGGGUAUAGUAAGCUCUAUUCAUCUGUAACAGGAUAGUUUUAAGAUGUAUUCAGAAUAUGGACUGUACCUUUUCUAUUGCCAAAUCCCCAUUGCCUGGUAUUUAAGUCAGUAGCAGUUAUGUGGACUUUAAUCACAGCCUCUGAAGAAGUACUUCAAGAGGGAGAUCCUGUCCCCUUAACUGAAAGACUAGUCCUCCUCUUUCCAGGAAGAUGGUCUUUGUAAUACUCCCAGCCUCAAAGAAGCACUCACAGAAAUGGUGAGGGACAAUGCUAGUCAGAACAUCUCAGCAACUCUGGAUGUUACUGGGCAAUUUGGAUUGAAGCCAAGUCUCCCUCACUUUCCCUGAUGCAUGUGGCCCUUUUCUGAGCAGGUAAAUUAGAAGUUUAAUGAUUACAGUUACAUUCGGAUUAAAGUAGUUUUCAACACGUUUUGAAUAACUUCCCUCCAGCUAAAUAAUUGUCAUAUUAAGAAAAUAGGAGCAUUACAUGGUAGCCUAUUCAGAAAGAAGGCCCAAAUUAAAGGCAAUCCCAACAGAAUUGGUAAAUCAGUUGGCCUUUUGUUCACUCUGAAGGCAUCUAUCCCAAGCCCAGGCUGCCUGAGAGGAGGAGGGACUAGACAGGAAACUCUCAGCUGUCUUUCACAAAACCCACACAGCACUGGUGUCUUCAUUUAUCCAGAUCUUCUUUAAAAGCUGCUUUCUGAGUUCACACAGUUCAGUUCAGUCGCUCAGUCAUGUCCGACUCUUUGCCACCCCAUGGAUUGCAGCAUGCCAGGCUUCCCUAUCCAUCACCAACACCUGAGCUUGCUCAAACUCAUGUCCAUUGAAUCUGUGAUGAGUUCACAUAGCCAGCUUCUAAUGCUUAAUUAUCACCUGGAAAGGCAGAGGCGGAUGCUGACAAGAUGUGGCUGGGACCACAAAGGACUCAAGCAGAGUUUCCUUUUAAACACCGUUAAAUGAAUUUUCCCUCCCUAGCCUGUGUUGUCCAUACUGUUUUCUUAAAACAGGGAUAGACUGAGAUGGCAUGUGGCCGUGAGAGUAGGUUGAUGGAGCAAUUACUUUCCCUAGCUACAGGAUGGAUGUGUAGACUCUCUGUCAUCUAGUGUGAAUGAAGCUCCCUUGAAACUUGUAGUUUCUAAGUGUGAGUUACUCAGAAAACUCAAUAAGAGAAGGAUAGGUUAUUUCCUAACUUGCAGUAGCAUGUCCUUCCUCCAAGAUAAGAUUCCUCAUCUUUCAGGAGACUUGUUGAGAAGAAGCAGAAAAUGGAAGAUAAUUGGGCUCAACCAAACCAACAUCACUCUUCCAAUCUGGUGCCAAAUGUGAGCUUUGAGAGUUGAAUGAAAAACAGUGAACCACAAAUUUUCAUGUCCUUGCAAUUAAGUGUUAGAACUUCAGAAAAACAUGCAAAAUGUAUUAUUUAGUCACUACUUAAAUAAUGUCCUUAAUGAAAAGAAGAGUGUGCUCUGUGCCCUCGUAUGUGUUCAAUCAUUUUCCUCUAUCAUCCCAUUUGAUCCUCAAAAGCAAUUAUAAGAAAACUAAACAACCAAGGAAAUUGACAUAGAGGAGGAGCCAGGAUGGGAAUUCGGGCCUCUGUACUCAUGUGUGCUGUGGUCCUGGCAGUUGGGUAUGGAAGAAUGACUGCUGUGUGCAACCUUCUGCAGCUCCUAGCUGCCAGGUACCCAGGGUAGCUCCUACGGGCUUGUCAUGGGUCCUGGGAUCACCUUAGAAGGAAAGUGUCUGAAAUGCUCUCUGGCGUAAGUAGAGUUAAGAUUGUGCCCCUCCUGAGGUUCUAUAACCAGAGUUUUUAUACCAAACUGAUCCUCAAUUACCAGCUUUGGGCUGCUGAACAGCAGUAAUGAUGUACACAAAGUCAGAUUAGGAGACAGUAGUUGGAAAUGUGUGUGAAACCGGGGGAUGAGGUGGGGAGGAUGUGGAGUUGGAGAGAGGCUGAGCCCAGUGGUAGAUGUAGGUUCUGAAAUCUUAAAUAUCUGAGUCCUCUUUUCUGUGAUUUCUCUAACAUCUUACCAGAAAGGCUUCCUUAUGGCAGCCUGGCAUUCCCUUCCCCCUGAACAUUCUGCGGCUCCCAGUUACCCCCAGCACUCAAGAAGAUACAUGCUACUGAGAGUCCUGAAAGUUAAAACUGAUUGCUGGAAUUAAAAGAUGAACAUUAAUAACACAAGAAUACCUAUUUCAGGAAGUU
Messenger RNA from Bubalus bubalis (water buffalo), 3721 nucleotides. It is a transcript of the gene PPP1R17, whose product is annotated as protein phosphatase 1 regulatory subunit 17. Gene Ontology annotation, biological process: regulation of phosphatase activity. The record is from RefSeq and is a predicted model, not a curated record. NCBI's taxonomy places the organism in Eukaryota, Metazoa, Chordata, Mammalia, Artiodactyla, Bovidae. Gene Ontology annotation, molecular function: protein phosphatase inhibitor activity. Bases 163 to 630 code for a protein of 155 amino acids. The transcript has 6 exons.